AGGCCCUGGCAGCGCCCCGGCCUUGCUUGCCCGGUGCCCCCAGGCCGUCAUGGUUCACCAUGGCACUUCUCACAUGCUCCAUGUGCUCCCUGCUCCUGCUGGCAUUGCUGCUGGCAGCGGCUCCGUGCCCGGCUCAGGCUGGGAAGCCCUUUGGACACCGAUGCAGCUCCCCACGGCAGGGGCUGCUGGACUGUCGCCAUGCCGGGCUGACCACUGUGCCCCCGGCCACCAGCACGUGGCCCCUGGACAUGCUGGAUUUCACUGACAACUCUAUUUCGACCUUGGGACCGCAAACGUGGAAGGAAUACCAGUGGACUGAGACCUUAAUCCUCAAGGACAACGAGCUGCAGGCAGUGAAGAGCCGUUCCCUGGAAGGGCUGUUCCUGCUGAAGCACCUGGAUUUAUCUGGCAAUAACAUCAAGUCCAUUGAGGAACAUGCCUUUGAGCCACUGCCUUUUCUGGAACAUCUAAACCUGUCUGGGAAUCAGCUCACCCUGAUCCCCAGUGGUGCUUUCGAGGCCUGGCAUGGGAUGCAGUUUCUGCGGGAGCUGAUCCUAAGCCAUAACCCCCUGACCCUCAUAGCUGACACAGCGUUCUUCAAGCUGCCUUCGAUCAACUAUCUGGACCUGAGUGCAACGCAAGUGUCUGCACAGACACUGCUCCUGCUCCUGCAGACAACAUCCCAUCUGGAGACACUCAAAGUGCCCCGUGCUGUGUCCUGCUGCCUCUGCAAGGAACAUGGCACCAUUGAGACCCCGUGCAGGACCAUCCAGUUCUUCUGUGAGAGCCUGUGUGACACCAGCACUGCCCAGUGUGGUUCUCCAGCCCAGAAACGGGCAGGAAUAACGGGAGCAGCACAGCCUGGACAACUCAGAAGCAGCUCGGUGCUGUACAUCAAACCCAAGGACAUUCCCCCAGCACACCAUGGAUCCGUGACGUUUGCAGUUGCUCGGAAGCAGGCCAGCACCAGCGGUGACCUCAGCAGCCAGGGAGAUUCCCGAGCAGACUCCUAUUCCUCCCAGCACCUCUCCAGCCAGGGAAGGAAAGCCAUCGACGAGCUGCUGGUGAAGCUGCACAACAUUCAGACCAGGGGCUGGACCGGAGACGUGGACAGCAAACCUGAUUUUCUGGCAGAGCAGCUGGCGGCUGAGCUCCAGAGCCAGCAGCCCGAUGCUCAAAGCACCCUGGCUGUGGCAAACACCGUCCCACAGCAGCCAGCGCCCGCCAGGCGCAACGUGCAGAAGUUCCCAGCAGUGGAGGGAAAGCAAACCACAGGCUGGGAGCAAAAGCAGCUCGAGUCAGGCUUGAACUGGCCAAUCUUAAACCACUGGGACGUAGCUGGUGGGUCAAACCCCCCGGAUGACAACGCUGCCUUCGGACAUCACGGUGCAAAGGAAGCAGCAGCUCCCCGGAGGAGCUCUGUCCGGGUGUACCAGCGCAGGCAGAGGGACACCGGCUAUCAGCUGCCAUACAACCCCCUUUUCUACGAGGUGUCUGGUGAUGUGCAGGGAGAGGAAGAGCCCACGCCAGGAGAAAGCGAAGGUCUAGACAGAAAGCCAGAGAAUCUCUUGGACCUGUGGCUCAAGAGCCACCCUGAGGACAGCGCUGAAGAAGAGCGUUCCUCUCUCGGGGAAUCCGGGAAGGAAGGAGAGGCAAGGUCCAGGCUUGCCAAGGAGGCAGGAGGCUCCCAGAGCCCCGGCCGUGCUCCAGCUCCAGCAGAGCUCCCCGAGGCCAGGGUUGAGCAUCCCCUGCACUCCGGGGUGCCGGACGAGGCCCUGCGGACGUUCAUCGCCCGCGUGACAGAAGCCCUGAGCGCAGAGUGCAGCCAGCUCGACCUGCAGCUGCUCUGUGCCAGGAUGGUCUCCGAGGCUGGGCUGCUGGCAAAGAGGCUCAGCCCAAGGCAGGACAGCCAGGGAGUCUCUGCUCUCACACGGCAGUGUCUGCAGCUGGCCUUGGAGAUGGGCAAGGAGUCCGCAGGAAAGGUAGGAGAGCUCCUGGGCACUGCUGCAUGUGCCUCUCUGGGCAAGGGGCAGUGGAAGGAGCGAGCCUCUCUCCCCUCCUGA
This is a messenger RNA of Pipra filicauda (Wire-tailed manakin), 2063 nucleotides long. RefSeq lists its product as uncharacterized. Lineage: Eukaryota; Metazoa; Chordata; Aves; Passeriformes; Pipridae. Gene Ontology annotation, molecular function: protein binding. The transcript is spliced from 9 exons. The coding region runs from base 60 to 2063 and encodes 667 amino acids. The record is from RefSeq and is a predicted model, not a curated record.